Molecule: messenger RNA, 11855 nt
Organism: Blepharisma stoltei
Lineage: Eukaryota; Ciliophora; Heterotrichea; Heterotrichida; Blepharismidae
Source: the annotation of a GenBank genome assembly
AUGUUUAACAAGCAUACAUCUGGCAAAUCUAAACAAGAAAGGCGUGAGCAGCGUGCUGACAUGAUUCAGAUGCAGAAUAUCCAAAAUGCUGCUAUGAAGCUUGUCGACGAAGUCCAUCAGCAAGUAAUGGAUAAUUGCAAACUGCUGGAAGCCCAAUUUGUCAGAUUUGAUUCUAAGAGAGAUCGCUUUAAGAGCCCAUUCGCUACUUACAGUGAAGUAUGAGUACACUGAUUGGAGUAUGAAAUAGAAAAAUACGAAAAAGAUCGCUUUGCAGGACUAGAUAAUCUUCAAACUUUUAACCCUAUGCAGCUAUGGAAAGCUUCUAAUGUCACUGAAUUCUGGAAAUCAUAUGAUCUCUUUGACGAAAUAGCAGCUCUGCCAUGGAAAAUCAGAUUUACUGAGUCCGCUUAUGCUCGAUUAGUGAAUUUUACCUAUAUCAUAAAAGAAGCGAUUUUAAAGAAAGUGUUAGAAAUAGGAAUUGGCUGAAUAAGGUUAGAAUAUGUUUUUAAAAUCAGCCGUUAACCAUAUUAGUGGUGCAGUCACCAAAGAUCUUAAAUAUAUGAGAUUCAUCGGCUUUGCGACUCCAACCCAGAAGGUCUAUCCCCCAAAGUAGGAUCCCACUUCUGCCUCCUCCUUGCAUUUCGGUUUCAGUCUUUGGUGAGCGGCUUAUGGAUUUAGACAACCCUAAUACUGGCAAUUGGAGUAGCUUGACUCCAAGGAUCAGUUCCUUGUUUCUGCGGAUUUCAAAGUGCCUUCCUUUGACAGCUACAGGGAAAAGACUAUUCCUCUGUAGCCUGUGCCGAAACCCCCAGUUUCUCGGUAAAGGAAUGCCCAUGGGUCCUCGGAUCAAAAUAAAGUUGUUGGGCACCUCCAUUUCCAACCACAGGAAAGCAGUCAAAACCUACGCAUAUUCACAUUAAAUGAGGUUCUUCUUGAUUCUCAACACAAUUAAAAUGGCGAGCCAUCCGACCCGUCCUUCUCCUGUACCCUCAGGGACUACGGGGUUAAGAGGUAAACGGGGCCUGGAUAUUGUGUCCAGGGUGGGUUUUUUUUACCUUGGUCGGGACACCACGACAAGGUUUUUUGCCCCUCACAAAGACGAGAAGACCAGAGCCGCAAAAUCAAGAGUCACACUUCAGGACUAGAAGGAAGUGAGGAAGCUUGUAGUGGAGCUUGGGGACCUGAAGAAGACUCCGGAAGGCUACUUUUCCCCCUCCCCAGAAAGGACGGCGCCGGGUCACUAGACCCUGAUCAAAGGAGUACCUGGGUGAGUCUCCCUGUCAGAUGGCGACGUCACCAUUUUUUGGUGACGUCGACAGAAAAUGGAGUGAGCAACAGAGCCGGUGCAUAGGGCGCAAGCCUGAAGCUGGCAGCGCUGGGUAGAGGCUGAAAUAAACCUCUCCGUGACCCGCUAAAACUAAUUAAUCUAAUCUAAUCUAAUCUUGAUUCUCAACUCGGAGUCUGUCCCAGUUCGCCGUUGUUAUAAGGUCUAGACCGUUGCGCCAAGAGGUCAGGCUGGCAUGUGUCACCAUAAUAAUGUAUAUUGACUGAAUAAGAAACAAGCAUAAUGUUUGAUAUGUCAAAAAAGGCCCAUGCUCGCUUAUGGCAUUUUUUACAGUCCCAAUAGACCGUCAUCCUGAUCAUACCCUCUUGGUUGCUUCUUUACUAGAUCGUCUACCAAUAGUCCGCAACAAUAAAUGUGUGCAAUAUACAUUUGAGCAUUAUUUAAAGGUCAUUGAUUUCUUGCCGAGAGGCUCAGACUGAAAAUACAGCAUAGAAUCAUUUUUAGAAUCAAUAAAAGACGAUCCAGAUCGAUGGGUUGAAGACACAAAUAUUGAAGAAAUCCAGCCAAAUUCUUCAGUUUUUGACCCAAUUAUGAGAAAAGUUGGGAAUUAUUAUUACCCAAAAAUUAUUCAUAGGCUUUAUUUGUCAGCAGAAGAAACAGAUAAUUUAAGAUUUGAUGAAAAUAGGAGGAGAUGGGUGGCAAUUGAUGAAAAUAAAGUAGUGGAAAGCGCGGAAUCUGAAGCAUUCCAUAACAAGCUUGUCAAAAGAUUAGCAGAAACUACGAGCUGCUCUGAUUUUUUGAAUUUGCUGAACACUUUGCCGAAUUUUAAGAUAAGAUUGACAGAUCAUAAGAAUUAGGAUUAUUAAAGACAGGCACUAGCUAUAUGGGUGGCAGUCGUCAAAGACCUCCCUUACGGGAAAUUCAUCCAUUUGCGGCAAGCGAGCAGUUUAUAGAUUUAUGUGGCUCUGCGAUGGGAGAUUGGGAUAGCUUGAUUCCUGGGACAAGUUCCUCGGAAUCUAUAGGAUGUCAAAGUGUCUUUCUUUAGCAGCUGCAGGAAAAAGACUAUUCCCUAUGGCCCGGGCCAAAACCCCCGGUUUAUCGGUAGAGGAUGCCCAACAUUUCGAAGGAUUGAUGAGCACCUCCAUUUCCAAUUACGGGAAAGCAGCCAAAACCUACCAGUACACAUUUGCUGAAGCCUGCACUUGUUUCUUAGCUUGGAGUCUUUAUCACUUCACUCAAGCCUUAAGGUCUAGUUUGUUGUGCCGAUAGGGCAAGUUGGCACGUGUCGCCAUUUUAAUGAGUAAGACUAACAGAGGAACAGCAGAAUCUAGUAGGAUGCCCUGGGAAUGUAUUAGCUAUAGGAAGGUCUGGGACAGGAAAAACCACUUGUUCACUACUCAGACUGUUUUCUGCAGAAAUUGUUUAUAAGUUUAGAUCACAAAAGGGAAAGCGUAAGCUUGGCCCAGAUGAUAUCGAUAAAGCAUCUGCAUUGCACAGUGUAUUUGUAACAGCAUCCCCAGUCCUUACAAAUGAAGUAUGGCGAUACCACGAAAAGCUGAAUUUUCAUAUAAAAAAUGAGCUAAAAAUCAGAGAAGACUCAAGAAAAGCCCAAGAAAUGGACCUUUCUGAAAUCAGACUUGAAAAGCAGCGGUCAGAAAUCAUUGAGGAUUCUGAAAACGAAGACGAAGAAUUCGCCCACACAGGCCUUUCCUCAAUGACUUUUCUUACUGAUGAAGAUUUCCCUUUGUUUGUUACUGUAAGAAGAUUGAUUUUCAUGAUUGACGCUUCCUUAAGAAAACCAUUUUUCGCCAGAAGUCUUGACGGAAAUGUGAUAGGAUCAAGUGUGAACUUUGAGUGGCAUAAUGAAUAUAAAGGUGCACUCGAAAUCAAUAGACUUUAUAAGCAGCAAAGGAAAACACAAGAAAUUGAAGGGUAUCAGGACUCUGACUCUGAUUAUGACGAAGAUGAGCCAACAGAAGCAGAACUGCAAGAUAUUAGGAAUAACGUUUUAUCGCAUCAGUUUGUAAAUGAAAGAAAAAGAAAAGAGCAGCAUAUGAGAAAAACUAGUUAUGAAGUAGAUUUUAAAGUAUUCAAAGAAAAAUUUUGGCCAAAAAUCAGAUAUAGAGCAAGUGUUUCAGCGCUUGUCUUAUGGACAGAAAUUACAGCUUACAUAAAAGGUUCUGCUACUUCUUAUAGCUACGUUGGGUAUUAUUUACCGAAAAAUGCUUAUGCGUAUAUGGGAAGAAAAACCUCUCUCUUAACCCGUGAAGAAAAACUUGACAUUUGGGAUUUAUUUAUAGAAUAUGAAAAAUGGAAAGUAAGAGAAGGGGCUUAUGAUUUCCAAGACAUUGUGAAUUAUUUAUUGUAUCAAAUCAAGUUUUCAGGGUACAAUGGAAUUCCUAUACAUUAUAUGAUGGUUGAUGAAGUCCAAGAUUUGACAGCUGCAACACUUUCUCUGCUGAUUACUGUUACACAGCAAAAAUUAUUCUUUUCAGGAGACACUGCACAAACAAUUGCUAAAGGAGUCGGCUUCAGAUUUUGUGACUUGAGCGGGCUUUUUGACGAGUCAAAUUUAAAUAAGCCUGCAGUCUGCCAAUUGACUAUGAAUUUUAGAACUCAUAAUCAAAUUUUAGGGCUCGCCAAUGCAGUUGUAUCAUUAUUAGAAGCUUUGUUCCCACAAACAAUUGAUAAAAUGGGUAAAGAGAAGUCACCUUUUGACGGCCCACCCCCAAUUUUCAUUGAUAGCAGCUCUACCGAUCAUUUAUUAACUGUGCUAUUUGGAAAUAAUCGCCCUCAAGACUUAUCAGAAGUCCAAUUCGGCUGUAACCAAGUUGUAAUUGUCAGGACCCAAGAAGCCAAAAGCAAGCUCCAUCCUAAUCUAAACAACGCUCUAUGUCUUACAGUUUUCGAAGCCAAAGGUUUAGAAUUUGACGACGUGAUUUUAUACAACUUUUUCAAUGACAGCGAAAUUUCUCGUGAUAAAUGGAAAAUUCUGUCCCAUAUGGAAAAGCUUGAAGAUUACCCGAACUAUAUUCCAACAACUUUAGAAGAUUUAGAAAACCAUCUUCCUAAGCUGAAAUGCAAAGAAAUUAUUGAUCAAAGCAGAUACUCACUAUUGUGCACUGAGCUAAAACACCUUUAUGUAGCCAUUACACGGCCUAAGGUAAGGCUGGUAAUAUAUGAUGAUAACCCUGAAAAUAGAAGGUUUAUAGAGGAGUACUGGGAAUACAUGGGAGCUAUCAGUAGUAAUAAUAUAAUUCAAUCAUCUGCCCCAUUAGACAUGCUUAGCUAUGAUGGAAUUGCACAAAAAUCAAGCCAAGAUGCAUGGAAAACCCAAGGGCUGCGUAUGAUGUCUCACAAGUUUUAUGAUCAAGCUGCAAAAUGUUUUAGUGCGUCUGGAGAUAAAAAUUUAGAAUCUAAAGCACUUGCUUAUGCAUUCGCUAAUAAAGCCUCAGAAAUUUUAUGUGAAGCUAUUGCGCUUGAGGAUAGUGAGUAUACUGAAAACAAGAAAUUAUCAAGCAAGGAUAAAAAAACUCUGAAAAGUAUGAAAAAAGAAGCGAAAAACAAGUUUAAACAAGCUGGAGAGCUAUUUUUAGACUUGUCUUUAAGACAAUCUUCAAGAGUUCUGACCAAACAAGCUGCAAGAUGUUUUGCUUCUGCUGAAGAGCAUGAAAAAGCUGCUGGGCUAUUUAGAGAAGGUGGGCUUAUUGGCCAAGCUGCAGAAGCUUACUAUUCAUCAGGACACUUUGAGACCGCUGGAGACUUAUUUGCUGAGAAAAAAGAGUAUAUUCGAGCUAUUGAGUCCUAUAGAAGAGGAAUGAACUGGGACAAACUAGUUCACUGUAUUUACGACUUCAGAAAUGAAAUGACUCUAAAAGAAAGACAAAAAUACAUUCAAAAAUACGUCCCAGUCGCUCUCGAAGCUUUAAUGCCAAAAAUUUUGCCUAAAAAUGAAAAAGAAACAGCUUAUGAAGCACAAAUUGUAGAAGAAGAUAUACUUAUAUAAACUAUAUUUAUGCCAUUUUCACUAAGCCACUGGAAUUAUAGCAAUUUAUUAUAAAAAACUAUAAAAAAAAUGAUUAAAGAAGUUGAUGAGGAUGAAGAAAGCGACUCAGAAGAGGAAAUUUUAAAAAAAAAAGAAAUAGUUAAGGACACAUUUUGUGGAGAAGAAAACUUUUUAGAUGAAAUCAAGGUUGGUGAAGUAGAGGAGCAUAGGCAUGGAGGAAAAUGCGAAGAGGAAGGAAAUGUGAAAUGGGCAGAAAGUAUUUGUGAAGAAACUUCAGUAAUAGAGCAAAAGGAAGAGGAAAGUAAAAUAGAGCAGCUUGAAGAAGUAAAAAAAGAAGAAGGAAACAAAACCUAUGAAACGUCAGAAAGCUCCUUUGUAUUGCUAGAUAACUCUGCAAGCUUUAGUAUCAUAAGUACUGAUAAUCAGUCUCAGCAAUUUGAACUUAUUGAUGACGAUAUCGACCCUGAUGAUGAAUGGAUUAGUUCUUAGUUAAGAUAAUUGAAAAGCUCACUGUGAUAUAUCAAAAGGAUAUAUCUCCGCUUGCUUCGCAACUGUCUGCUAUCUGCCUAUCCGCUGUGCUCCUCCGAAAAUUGGCUCGCACAAUAGCUGGAGUACAGCGGGAUGGGUCACCGUGCCGUACGCCUAACUUGGGUUUGUCCUUCCAGAAAAUUUGAAAAAUCGAAUUUUUCUAGUCAGAUUCGAAUAAGGUGGAACUCGCUGGUCAGGGCGUAAUUCUGGUACCACGCUAGGAAAUUGUACGAUUUGUCGAGAGGACUCUUCAGGGCUUUCCCUUACCAACACCGAGCAUCGACCUUCCCAGGGUAAAACUUGACCUGGAAUGAGUUGCGGUUGGUUUAGUCCAACAUUGCGCUCCAGCAAACCAAGUAAAACCCGGCCAGAUACACAUCACCGAAAUCUAUCCUCCCUUCUACAAGGUCCAUGUGUUUCCCCAACUGCAGGUUUAAGAGGGUUUGAAUGGUUCACGUCCACUUUAAUACAUAUGAUGACAAAUGGCUUCAAGUAGAAACUGGCUCUAUAGUAGACUCACUAGGCUCAGCGAUUCAAAAAGAUGGCAGCAUUAUAUCAGAUUAUUCAAUAAUCGAUAAUGUCCAUGCUACAGCCCUUAAUUUAGGAGGGAAAUUAAUCAUGACUAAAGCUGAUAUCUUUAUAGAAGAUGAAGCAAUGCGAAAAAUAAUAGAAUAUGUAGGAAUGUUCUCUGAAGAUGUAUCUACCUAUUUAAAGUCCUUAAGAUCUGCAGAAUCGCUUAUAAGUUCCCAACAUUUGACUGAAGAUUGGCAAUUAGCAUCAUUAGUAGAUCUUGAUGAUAUGAGUGCAGAAACACUUGGAAUGAUUCUUGAUACACUUGAAGAUUUUGGAAUGUUUAAAAUGUGCUUAAUUGUCUGUAAUAGAUAUAAUUUGGCGACAAGGCUUGGAAGAUAUAACUUUUAAUAAGAAUAGACAUAUUACAUCCUAUGAAAAUAGGAUAACAGUUACCAUUGUGAAUUUUAUAUUUAUUGUAAAAGGUAUACGUGACUUCGUUAGCAUUUAAAUAUUGGUAUAUAAAAAAAUAGAUAAAUUUAAAAAUCAUGAUAAAUUUUUCUAUAACAUGAAUUUAAUACUAAAUAAAAAAUCCCCUAUUGCAAAUUCUUCAGAUAUUUUAUUGGAUGCAAAAUAUUCAAAUUUAACCACGUUGAAAUCCCAUGAGAUUUUCAGACCACAAUUCAUUCAGACCCAAGGCGCAAGAGCUGCUAUUGCAUACACUGCAGUUCAUAAUGUAUUUGAAAUGAUCAACCCUGAAUACUUGUCACUUAAAGAAAAACCAGAUAUAAAAAACCUUGGAUUAGAAGGAUUCCAAGGACUAUUACUCUUAGGCUAUUGGAAAAAAUUGAUAUACAUUAUGGAUAAAGAAAAUUCAUUAGCACUAGCAAGCACCUUUGGAGACUUUAAAAACUAUAAAAAUAUUUACCUUACCUUUGCAGGAUCAGAAUCAAAUAUUGCAGAAAAAAUCAACAAAGAAGACUUCUCUUGGCUGCCUUUUGAAAUCCCACAAAAUCAAGAAGAAAUUGAAGCCACAAAAAUUGCAUUUGACUCUGUGAUUUCUAUGCUGAGCUCAUAUGAAAAAUCUUUAACUGUAUUAAAUGCCAAAAGCGUAAAAUUUUUGCCAUGCUUCAAGUACAAUGAUAUUUUAUGGAAUUUAAUUAUAAAUAAAGAUAAAGAAGGAUUUGAAAAAUGCAUGAUGGAUUCAUUUAAAGAUGUCAAAAGAAUUUUGAAUAUGAAAGAAUUUUCAUUGCUAGACGAGUUAGAAAUUUUAGAUGUUUUUUCCUUUUAUUCAAUUUGGGCUGUGUACACAAUUCAGCAUCCGAAUUUGGAAUUUUCUUGGGUAUUUUGGGACAUUGUUGAAAAACUUUCUUAUGCCGAUUUUCAAGUCAUUCUUCAAUGUUCAUCUGGCAUAGUGAGGUUUUUAAGACAAAAAGAUAUAAAAAGCAUCCAUCAAUCAACACAAUACAAUAAUAUUAUAUUCUCGCUUUUAUCACCAUUUGGAGUUCGAAAAAUAAUUCCAUCAGAAGUUACUUCAGCCCUUCCUUCACUUUCGCAUGCCAUUAUUAAUAAGCAAAGCGUCUUUAUUUGAAAUAUGGAAAUUUCCUCUAUUCCUGACCUAUAUAUUGCAGAUCUUGAAGGCCAAAAUUUGCUUGUUCCCAUAAAAUCCUUAAAAAAUCAUCUGGAAAAAAAAAUUUUAUCCUUCAUUGAGCAAGCAGUAAAAUGCCGCGCAAAAAAGCUAGAUUCUUACACAUUUGGUGAUGAAGAAUUCAAAUGGAAAGAAAUUUCUCACUCCCCCCCCCCCUUUAAAUUGGAACUAAAAAUUUUGUUCCAAUUUAAAGGGGGGUUAAUGUUUUUUUUUUAAAACAAAAUAUCAAUAUAAAAUUUUUUUAAAAAAUAUAAAAAAUUUAAAAAAAAAAAAUUCAAAAACUUAUCGAAUUAGAUCAAUAAAUUUGUUUAAUAAAACGCUAUUUACUCUUUAUCCUUAAAAACAAAGCAAGAUAUAACUAAAUUUUCAUUAUUAGUUAAUACGCCAAUAUUAAUUGGUAUCAAAAUUAUUUACACAAAAAUUUAUUAUUUUUAUUGAUAAAACAAAUAAAAAAAAAAAAAAAUUUUGAAAAAUUUAUCGAUCAAAGUGCUAAUUUUGUUUUAAAUAAGAUGUUAUUUAUACUCUAUUCUUUAAAAAUAAAGCAAGAAAUAAGUAAAUUUUGAAAUUUUAUAAAGAAUUCCUAUUGAAUUUAUAUCAAAACUAUCCAAAUAAAAAAUAUCAUUUUUAUCAAAAAAAAACAAAAAUUGUUUUGAAAAUUUUUAAAAAAAAAAAAUUAAUUUUUUUUUAAAAUUUACCAAUUAAGGAUAAUAAAUUUUAUUUAAAUAAGAUGCUCUUUAUACUUUUUUCUUUAAACAAGAGCAAGAUAUUAAUAAAUUUUUAAUUUUAUUUAAGAAGAAACAUUUAAAUUAUAUCAAAACUUUUUAGGUAAAAAUUACAUAUAAUUUUUUAUUAUAAAAUUAAAAUUUUGUUCCAAUUUAAAGGGGGGUUAAUUUACCAAAAAAGUGGAAAUUUUACCGAUAUUUUGUUCCAAUUUAAAGGGGGGGGGGGGAGUCAGGAAAUUGUCUAUCAUGCUUCAAAUUUAUAUGGAGAAAUGUGGAUGCUUGAUUUUAUGAAAGCCGACUUUCCAUAUAAAAUAAAUUCUUAUUCACAAAAUUCCAAUCUAGAUAUUGAAGGAGAAAAAGAAUAUUUAGAAACUAAAAAAGAGCUUAAAAAAUUAUUUGAAAUUGCUGGUGAUGACGAAAUUUCUACGAUUUUUGUAAAGGUUAACAGAAAUAAUGAGAUAAAAAAAUAUGAAAAAAAGUUGGCAAUUUAUGAGAAAAAGAGGAAUGAAACGGGAUCAAAUAGAAAUGAUAUUUUGACCAAAAUUUUUGAUAAUUCGAAAUAUUUGUAUGGGGACUUCAAAGAAUUGACUGAUAUUGCAAGACAUGCUUUAUUAACUCAAGCACAGUUUGAAAUGGCAAGAUCAGAAACUUCACAAGAAGAUACAACUAUGACUGAAUCAGUGUGGCUAGCAUAUGAAUUAUGCAAAGUGUCUGGAUAUGAGAUUUAUUUCCAAGAAAUGCUGAAAAAAAGGUAUAGGCCAGUAUUAAAAUUUUCAGGAAAAAUAUCAAAACUCUCACAGAAUUAUCAAUACGCAUUAGCUUACUUAGAUAUAGAAGUUUAUUAUAAAACUCGAUGCUUUGAAGAUGCCUCAAUCUCGAUUUUGUCUCUUUUUGAAGUUCAAUCAAAAGAAAUGUCGAUUUCUCACAAGUUAAAUCUAAUAGAAAGGGCUGUAACUCUUUGGGCAAUUUCUCUAGGAAAAGAUAUAGUCCUCCCUAAAUAUCUUUAUCAUCAUAUCCCAGAGCACAAAAUUUCAGAAAAUAUCAUAUAUCUUGAAAAUAUAUUUUUUAGUAGCUUCCCCUUUCCGUUAGCGAAUAAAAAAAUCUUGUUCGCUCAAGGAGGGGGUUAAUUUUUUUGAAAUUUAAAAAAAUCCCACUUGGCAAAAAUUGGAAAGCAAAUAUUAAUUUAAUUUGUAAAAAUUUAUGUUUUAAAACGCAAUUUGUUUAAAUUAAACAGAUUUAGCUCGAAAUUUCAUUAUACUAAUUAUCACUUAUAUCUCAAAAUUUUGGUUUUUUUGGCAAAAAAUAGGGAUUUUCUAAUGGUUUUGUUCGCUCACGUGGGGGGGAGUAAAUAAUUUUUAAUUUAAUAGCCAUCCUCUUUUAUCAUAUUUUUAUAGAUAACAAUUUUGGCUUAAUAACGAGAUAUAUACUAAUUGACCAAGAAUAGCCCACUAAGGAGCCAUUCUUGGUCUGCCAGAAAAAAUUUUGACAAAAGAUCCUAAUCUGCCAUUACCACUGAGUUUUGGUGUUUCCAAAUUUUUUGGGCAAGCCAAAUGCAAUAAAAAAAAUUGUUCUUUUGCGAUGAUGCAUUUGGCUUGUCAAAAAAAAUUUGGAAACACCAAACGAUCCUAAUCUGCCAUUACCACUGAGUUUUGAUGUUGCCAAAUUUUUUUGACAAGCCAAAUGCAUCAUCGCAAAAGAACAAUUUUUUUUAUUGCAUUUGGCUUGCCCAAAAAUUUUGGAAAUACCAAAACUCAGUGGUAAUGGCAGAUUAGGAUCUUUUGUCAAAAUUUUUUCUGGCAGACCAAGAAUGGCUCCUUAGUGGGCUAUUCUUGGUCAAUUAGUAUAUAUUUUAUAUAAAUAAAGUAUAAUUAAAGGAAGCUCGAAUUCUCUUGCAAUUGAUUUGAUCAAGUUUGUUGUUGAGUUGAUUAAUGAUAUAUGCUUAUUAUCAUUAUCACCAGAGAUCAAAGAAGAGCAGCUUUCUAACUUAUUUGGAAGUAUGAUUACACUUUUCAUGUAUGGACCUAAUGAAAUUUUUUACGAAAUCCAGGGUCUUUAUAUUGAAAGUAAAAUUGAGCUUUGUUCUACUUUUAUCAGCAUUCCUCAAUAUAUUAAAAUGAUUUUAAGAGCAAAAAGUACAGUUAUGCUUCAAGAUAUACAGAAGAGCUACAGAGAAAGGCAUAUUGAGUCGAGUGAAAUGCUUAUCACACAUGUGAAAAAUGGGAAUAUUGAGGACUCUAAUUCGAUGCUCAAUCAGUUAUGGUUUGCUGAAGUUAAAAAUCUCGCAAAAAGACAACAAUCUAACGGAGCUCUGCGAAAAUUGAAAAAAUCGAAAAUUAAAUAUAUGAAAUUUAUCACAAGCAUAGAGGCCUCAUUUUUCUCUUCUAUUUAUUCGUGUAUUUCGAUUGAAAAUAGAAAAGCUUUGGUGGAGAAUUGGAGUGAGAUGUAUUAUAUUGGGGAAUUACUUGAAUAUAUCCAAAAAUAUCAUUCAGAAUUGCUAUCAAUAAACUAUAAAACCACCUUGGCAAAAGCAUUAGAUAUGCAUUUUAUAUUAAGCCAAUUCAGCAUGGUUUCGACCCAAGUCAAAAAAUUAAAAGAUGGCAUCGUAAAUGAUUAUAAGAGCUAUAUAAACUGGUUAGGUACAGAAGUAUGGGACAAUUUCAGUGAAUCUGCAUUUAGAAGGCUGUUUUCUUGGAAAUCAAUGGUGAUGCCUAAGAAUGAAGAAGAAAAUAAAAUGAGGAAGAAGUGGAAUACAGGAUGGACUGCAAGGUUUUUCAAUAGAAAGAAUCAACAAAGAAAUAAAAGACUAAGCCCCCCUACCUCCAUAAGUGAACAAAACAAUUUAGUUCGAUCAUGAAGAGGUUAAUUUGUUUUUUUGGAAAAUUUAAAAAAAAUUAUAGCAAAUUUUUGCCUCCGAAAUUUAAAAAAGUCCCAAUUUGCAAAAAUUAAUUUAAUAUUUUAAAAACUUAUUUUUUACAAAAUUCGCUAAAGCUUUCAUUUCUAAUUAUCAUUUGUAUAUCAAAAUAUUUUUAAUAAAAUUUUUUUAUGCUAAAAAAAUUUUUUUUUCCUCACAGAGGAUGAUUUUUUUACCCAAGAAAUAGGGAUUUUUCCAUUGGUUUGUUCGCUCAUGGAGGGAGAUGAGUAAGAAAAAAGAGGUAA